AUGGCCAUUUCCAAGGUCGAGUCUCCUUUGAAACGAGCGGCUCUGGUGCCCGACUUGCAAACCCAGGAGGUGUGCCAGUGCGGACUAUCCCAGGUAUUUGCCCACCCUGCUAUCUUUGUGUUAUGGGUGCAAAACGCUCCUGCAGUAAAAACCGCAACUGGUAUUUCCUCGCAAUCAAUGCCAAUGCUACCACACGGAGCCCGCGUCGCCGAACAUCACUUCGCCCCUCACGAGAACCAAGGCUAUCAAGGGUACGGGCCUCGCGAUAAGCUGCAUUGCGAGUCAAGGUGGAGGUCGUUUGCCCAGUCCACCAUGCCUACUCAGACAACGUCGCUAGAAGAGAAAAGGGUCGACGAGGAUUGGCUGGAUGCACAUUUUGGAGACUAUUCCGAGCCCUGGCAAGGCAAGACCGACGAAGCAGAUUUAGAGAGUGGUUUUGGUAGUCUGAGCUUGAACCAAAGGCGGAAGAAAGUUAUGAACCGGUUUCAACGCACCAUUCUACAAAGCCCUAUGAUUCCUCUCAUAAUCCGACUGACGGUCUUCGUUUUUUCGGUGAUCGCCCUCGGUCUUGGUGGUUCCAUUCGUCAUUUCGCUUCAAAAUUCAAACAUCCACAGGGCCCAUCCGCAGAAAUGGCUAUUGUUGUCGACGCCGUCGCGCUCGUCUACCUUGUGUAUAUAACUUGGGACGAGUAUACGGGGAAACCAUUAGGGCUUCGGCUUCCAAGGGCUAAAAUGAGGCUUCUUUUCCUGGACCUUAUCUUUAUUGUCUUUGCUUCAGCAAAUCUGAGCUUAGCACUAGCCUCGUUAUCCGAUGUGACCAGGUCUUGUCGGUCUGGAACGGUGAAUGAUGAAUUCGAUCCCAAGAACGACAUGAUUUGUGACAGACAGAAAGCAUUGGCGUCUGUUUUGCUUGUUGCACUACUUGCAUGGUUGAUGACCUUUGCUAUCAGUGUGUUAAGGGUCGUUGAACGAGUAUCACCAAAAUAA
Uncinocarpus reesii 1704 is the source of this 987-nucleotide messenger RNA. RefSeq lists its product as uncharacterized. Gene Ontology annotation, biological process: positive regulation of catalytic activity. NCBI's taxonomy places the organism in Eukaryota, Fungi, Ascomycota, Eurotiomycetes, Onygenales, Onygenaceae. The record is from RefSeq and is a predicted model, not a curated record. Bases 1 to 987 code for a protein of 328 amino acids. The transcript is spliced from 3 exons. Gene Ontology annotation, cellular component: fungal-type vacuole; cell periphery.